Messenger RNA from Daldinia childiae, 555 nucleotides. Its product is annotated as Copper transport protein CTR2. The transcript is spliced from 4 exons. The record is from RefSeq and is a predicted model, not a curated record. Gene Ontology annotation, molecular function: copper ion transmembrane transporter activity. Gene Ontology annotation, biological process: copper ion transmembrane transport. Bases 1 to 555 code for a protein of 184 amino acids. Gene Ontology annotation, cellular component: membrane. Lineage: Eukaryota; Fungi; Ascomycota; Sordariomycetes; Xylariales; Hypoxylaceae.
AUGGACCAUUCGCAUAUGGAUCACGGACACAUGGACCAUGGCGAUAUGGGCCAUGGAGAUGGUGGACACGGUGGCAUGCCGAUGUGCAACAUGAAUAUGCUCUUUACAUGGGAUACAAGCAACCUCUGCAUCGUAUUCCGCCAAUGGCACAUUCGCGGUACGGCUUCGCUAGUUUUCAGCUUGCUAGCCAUUAUUGCUAUCAGCGCCGGUUACGAAGCUCUCCGCGAGGGCAUCCGACGCUACGAAUCCGCGAUAGCUGCCAAGCAGGACGCUGCACCCAAUGUUGCUAUCGCGAACGAUCAAGUCGAAUCAAAUACUGAGAGCGCGACAUUACUUGGGGUAGGACGAAGCAGCCAGGCCGAUGCGAUUGGGCGACAGGCCCAUGUUUUUAAGGCGGUGCUAUACGCCGUACAGAACUUUUACGCCUUUAUGAUUAUGUUACUCUUUAUGACCUACAAUGGCUUCGUCAUGUUUUCCGUUGCUAUUGGAGCUGGCCUCGGAUACUAUUUCUUUGGUUCGCAUACAAAAGCUGUAAAAGAGACCGCCUGUCAUUAG